Messenger RNA from Gymnogyps californianus (California condor), 2754 nucleotides. It is a transcript of the gene SEPTIN11, whose product is annotated as septin 11. The record is from RefSeq and is a predicted model, not a curated record. The transcript has 10 exons. Lineage: Eukaryota; Metazoa; Chordata; Aves; Accipitriformes; Cathartidae. Gene Ontology annotation, cellular component: septin ring; microtubule cytoskeleton; septin complex. The coding region runs from base 23 to 1312 and encodes 429 amino acids. Gene Ontology annotation, molecular function: GTP binding; GTPase activity; molecular adaptor activity. Gene Ontology annotation, biological process: cytoskeleton-dependent cytokinesis.
GAGCGCAGCGCACUGCACCGCGAUGGCCGUGGCCGUGGGGAGACCGGCGAGCGAUGACCUUAGGAACCUGUCCCUCUCCGGCCACGUGGGCUUCGACAGCCUCCCUGAUCAGCUGGUCAACAAGUCAACGUCGCAGGGCUUCUGCUUCAACAUCCUCUGCGUGGGUGAAACUGGCAUCGGCAAGUCAACGUUGAUGGACACUCUGUUCAACACCAAGUUUGAAAGUGAACCUGCGACGCACAACGAGCCUGGCGUGAGAUUGAAAGCCAGGAGUUACGAGCUCCAGGAGAGUAAUGUCCGUCUGAAGCUGACUAUUGUCGACACAGUUGGAUUUGGCGAUCAAAUUAACAAAGAUGACAGCUACAAGCCUAUAGUAGAAUAUAUCGAUGCGCAGUUUGAAGCCUACUUGCAAGAAGAGCUGAAGAUCAAACGAUCCCUGUUCAAUUACCACGACACCAGAAUUCACGCCUGCCUAUAUUUCAUUGCACCAACCGGACACUCGCUGAAGUCCCUAGACUUGGUCACCAUGAAGAAGCUCGACAGUAAGGUGAACAUCAUCCCCAUCAUUGCCAAGGCUGACACCAUUGCAAAAAACGAGUUGCACAAGUUCAAGAGUAAAAUCAUGAGCGAGCUGGUCAGCAACGGUGUCCAGAUCUACCAGUUCCCGACAGAUGAAGAGACAGUGGCUGAGAUAAAUGCCACGAUGAGUGUCCACCUUCCUUUUGCUGUAGUUGGCAGCACUGAAGAAGUGAAGAUCGGCAAUAAGAUGGCAAAAGCCAGGCAGUACCCCUGGGGUGUUGUGCAGGUUGAAAAUGAAAAUCACUGUGACUUUGUGAAGCUGCGGGAGAUGCUGAUCCGAGUGAACAUGGAGGACUUGAGAGAGCAGACGCACACCCGACACUACGAGCUGUACAGGCGCUGCAAACUUGAAGAGAUGGGAUUCAAGGACACGGAUCCGGACAGUAAGCCUUUCAGUCUCCAAGAGACAUAUGAAGCAAAGAGGAACGAAUUCCUGGGCGAACUCCAGAAGAAGGAGGAUGAAAUGAGGCAGAUGUUUGUCAUGCGAGUGAAGGAGAAGGAAGCAGAGUUGAAGGAAGCAGAGAAAGAUCUUCACGAAAAGUUUGACCAUCUAAGGAGGACUCACCAAGAAGAGAAGAAAAAAGUGGAAGACAAAAAGAAGGAACUUGAGGAAGAGCUGAACAACUUUCAAAAGAAGAAGGCAGCAGCUCAGCUAUUACAGUCACAGGCUCAGCAGGCAGGUUCGCAACAAACCAAGAAAGACAAGGACAAGAAAAAUGCAAGCUUCACAUAAAGCCUGUCAAGCCAAGGAUGUUCCUGCAUUCACCUGCUUUUGCAGUAAUGUGUCUCUGCCAUCUGUUUUCUUUUUUCUUUUUUUUUCUCCAUUUUUUAACAUGAAUAACUAUUAACUCAUAAUAUAGCGGGAACAAGAAGGAAGAAGGUUUGGGUACAGGACUGUAUGCAACUGGAAGUUCAGGGUUGGAUGGAGGGGCAAGAUAAUGAUACCAUGUAUUUUUUCUCGUCAAAACUUGCAGCAGUAAAUCAUUCUUGGCCCCAAAUUUGAACUGAGAGUCAGGGCUGGACGUCAGCAGCUCGGGUGAGCGUCAUUGACUGGAUCAGGUCCUCAGUGCUGCUGGCCUACCCAGCUCUCGGAGGGCUGGCUGCAAUAGCCCUGUGCUGAAGGGGUCCCUGGGUCCGCAGAAACCGGCCUCGGGGAAUGACUGCUGUACGAGGGUCACAGCCCCAAUCCCCGGUGUGGCUAAACCCCGGAGCUGAGUCCGACCCGUAUUCCUUCGAUAGCUAAUGUGUUAGAGCAAUAUGAGUCCCGCUGUUGGGGGAGAGGGAGGGGGGUAUGUGUGUGUAGAUAACAAAAGUCUAACUGACCUUGCAUGCCAUUACAUUUGCAUGAUAUUUUUUUUUAUUAGUUCCUGGUUUUGUUGUCUGACUUGAUCAUACUAGUUGGCUUCGAUUUAUUGUCAUGUGCUGGCAUAUUUUUACAGCCACCCUUCCAGUUCAGUGUAGUAGCUACCGGCUGAACGGUAUGGUGGGAUCGAGGCGGCACUGCAGGCGCCUGGGAGAGGGACCAUUUCUCCUUACUGCUUUCCAUGUGUUACUUGCCUGACCAUAACCUUUGAAACCUCACUUAAAAUAGUACCUGGCUUCCGAUGUGGAUGAUCUUAGCAAGACUUAGCAGCCCUUACGGAAUCAAAUGCCUGGGCGGGGGGGAAGACAUAGCCUUCGGCAUCCUCUUGCAGCCUUCAGGAGGAUUCCUGCACGCGCUUAAAUACAGACUUGCAAAGCUGUGGGAUCCAGAAUUUCAUCUCGAGGGAGAGAGGGUGCCUGGACACACAUUCCUCACGCUCCCACCAGCCCUCCUGCACCAGGGACAAUGUCCCAUUCAGAUGUCCUUUGAACGUGCAAAGGAGUUUUAGCAUAAGGCAGGCCUUGCUCUGUGGCCAGCGCGGUGUGGAAAUUGGUCUGUUUAAUGUGUGUUUUCUAUGCCAUUGCUUUUCGGACAGAGUCUUUCCCUUCCUUCCCAAGAAGUGGCGAGCCAUGCUUACCCUAUGACUUCUGGAUUUCUUUCUCUUCUGCUGAUGUACAGCCAGCAUUUCCACUGCUCCUAGCUAGGUAGUCUCCUGUUUCUUUCUUUAAAGCACUCUUAAAAAUAACUCCUUCCACCUAAGUCUCACGCACUGCAGUUCUUUGCUUGUUUCUGGGGUGGAAUUUCUUGCCCCU